Messenger RNA from Closterium sp. Naga37s-1, 2529 nucleotides. The record is from the annotation of a GenBank genome assembly. Lineage: Eukaryota; Viridiplantae; Streptophyta; Zygnematophyceae; Desmidiales; Closteriaceae.
AUGGCUGGAUUACUCUCACCGCAUCUGCAUCGCCACGUCAGCCUCUCGCAGCCGCAUCAAACGCCGAGGAUUUUUUCCGUAGAGCCCCUCUUUUGCAACGGCUCUCUGACGUGUCCAAGCGCUAGCAAGGCAAGCACUCCAAUCGCGAUCGCAUGCAUAUCCACCUUGCCCCGCCGUCGAAGCAACGCAAGCAAGCAACGUUUCACUGUAACCGCCACCGCUCGUUCUCGCCACGUGUCGUCCGUGUCGCAUGGUUUAGCGUGCGCGGACGGAUGGCGACGCGAUAGCUCGAUUGAUCCGAGGAGACAGACUGGCAGGGUACGCGCGUCUCGAGGCGACAGCUCGAGUAGCAGAGACGGAUGGCAGGGUCGGAACGAACCGCACAGGGAGAGCAGGUUCGGAUCGCGGCAGGCUCGGACAGACGGCAGGUUCGGUGGCAGUGGCGGUGGAGGCUGGCGAGAGGAUGAGCGAGACCCUCGUCAGGAGCGGGAUUAUAACGAGGGGUUUGACACGAGCGGGCGGGGAAGAAGAGUAGAAUGGGACCACGGAGAGAGGGGAAUAGGGGGUGGGCGGGAGAGGGGACGUGGCGAUUGGCGGGAGGGGGAGGGGGACGGGGAGCGGAACUGGCGGAGGGAGGGAUCGGGGCGGUGGGAUGCGGGCGAGGAGGGGGAGCGAGAGGGCGGGGGGAGAGAAUCCAGGGCGCGGGAUGGAUACGGGAGGUUUGAGCAGGAUAGGCGCGGGGAGGACCCGAGGGGGGAAGCCGAACAGUGGCAGGAGCGGCAGUGGGACGGGCGAGGAAGGGAAGAGAGGAGCGGACGGUCGUGGGACACGGAUCAGAGGGGUUCUUUCUCACGAGAUGGUGGCUCUCGAUAUAGUGACAGGGGGCGUGGUCGUGGUAGCGGCGAGGUGCCACGUGGCGCUCGUCGUGACUAUAACGAGGGUUCCACCAGCGGGUUCAGGAACCGCGGAGGCCUCAGAGGGAGAAGAGACGACGCGGGGAGAGGCGAUGGAUCGAGGUUUAGGGAAGGGUUCAAGCAGGGUUCAAGGGAGGGAGAGCAGUGGGAGAGCGAGGGACGCAGGGAGUACGAUCCCCGAGGGUCUAAGCGAGAGGAUCAGGCUGGAGAGGACUGGGAGGGGCCCGAGUCAGGGAGGAGGGAGUCUCUUCCAGGGAGGCGAGUGGCAGCAGUAGCAGCUGGUGGAAGGUUUGAGAUGAGAGGGGAGGAGAGGGGUGGGGCGAGAAGAGCAGGAGAGCGAGAGGGAGUGAGGGAGGGAGUGAGAGGCGGAGUGAGGGAGGGAGUGAGAAGCGGAGUGGAAGGCAAAGAAGAGGAGGCCGCGUGGCAGGACCCGCUGUUGCACGUGGGCGAGGUGGCGAGCGUGAGCAACGCGUUUGUGAAGCGCGCCGUGCGGCUGAGGCAGAGCAGCGCAGCGCGGAGAGCGUGGGGGCGCGUGCUGGUGGCGGGCGAGGUGCCCGUGCAGGAGAUCUGCGCGCCCUGGCUGCAGCCACAGGGGGAGGGGGAUCUGGCCGCCCUGGGCCGUGGCGAGUGCCCUCUGGACAUCCUACUAGUGCAAUCCGAGUCCCCCUCGCCCCCGCCCCCUGGGCUGGUGCGUGUGGCUCGGCGUGUGCUGUACGUGUCACCUGCUGUGAUGAGCCGCCUGGCAGGCGUGCAGAGCGUGGGCGCUGCUGCUGUCGCUGCUGUCAUGCUGCUCCCGGCGUCGUUUCGCGUGCUGGAGAGCGGUGGCGAUGAUGGGGGUGGUGAGGGUGCGGAGGAGGACGAGGAGGCAGGGGAGGAGGAGAAGGGGGAUUGGGACGGGGAAGGGGUGGAAGGGGAGGGGAGGUUGGGGGAGAAAGGGGGGAGUGGGGGAGGUGCGGAGGGUGGAAGGGCGGAAGGAGGGCAUGGUGCAGGCAGGCAGUGGUUUGAAGGGGAGGGGGGCGCACGAGGAUGGGGAGGUGACAUGUCGCGAGUGCUUGUGCUGGAUGGCGUACAGGACCCCGGAAAUCUGGGCACGUUGCUGCGCACGGCUCUGGCGUUUGACUGGGUGAUUGAGAAAUGGUGUGGGGGGGAGUGGAAAAGUGGAGAGACGAGGAGGAGUAGCAUGGGUUAUUUGCACGGCGUGUUUCUCCUGCCCGGGUGCUGCGACCCGUUCAACGACAAGGCACUGAGAGCAUCAAGGGGAGUGCUGUUCCGCCGGCCUGUGGCUGUCGGUGACUGGUCCCACCUCCUCUCCCUCACCUCCCACCACAACCUCUCCCUCCUCGCUGCCCACCCUGCUGCUGCUGAUACUGCUGAUGCUAGUGCUGGCGCAAGUGCACCACACGGAAUCUGUCUCGUGCUGGGCAGUGAGGGGCAGGGUCUAUCAGCCACAGCACUGCGCCUGUGCCAGCCAGUGGCCAUUCCCAUGCCGGGGGGAGCCGAGUCCCUCAAUGUGGCUGUUGCUGGAGGGAUCCUGCUCUUCCUGCUCGGCCCGCAUUCCCCACUGCCUCCUUCCCAUAUGGCCGCUGAUUCGCCACCUCUAGCAGUCUCUGUUUAG